This is a messenger RNA of Chenopodium quinoa (quinoa), 2157 nucleotides long. RefSeq lists its product as uncharacterized. The record is from RefSeq and is a predicted model, not a curated record. Lineage: Eukaryota; Viridiplantae; Streptophyta; Magnoliopsida; Caryophyllales; Amaranthaceae. The transcript is spliced from 2 exons. The coding region runs from base 166 to 603 and encodes 145 amino acids.
UACCUUCCCCUAACCUAACAUUUCCCAGUUUUUUCACAAAUUUCAAGAAAAUUCUUAGAGAGAGAAAGGAGAGAGAGAGUGGAAUUUUGUUUUGUUUUUGGUGUUGCUAGGUUUUUUUGCAGGUUCUUCAUUUGGGUUUUUCUUAAUUCAACUAACAAACUUUCAAUGGAGGCACACACAGCAGCAAUGAUGACUGGCUCCUCAAAUGUUAUAUAUAUGUCGACUAUUCUGGGUCAGGAUGGACCAAACCCAGGACACAAGUGUGAUUGGAAAUGUCAAAACGAGCAUGUCUGUGGAAAUAUGUACCGAUGCAGACUUACUGGGCAGACUCAUAUCUGUGACAAAAAUUGUAACCAGCGAAUUCUAUAUGGUAAUCACAACUCACUGUGCAGAGUCAGUGGACAGGUUUUCCCACUUACACCUACAGAGCAGCAAGCAGCUAGAGGUGUCCGCAGGAAGUUUGAACCUGAGGCUUGUCCUUCUGAGAGCUGUUCUUUCAAGCGUCGUCGGGAUUCAAACUUACAUCCUUCACCUUUCGAGAGAUCCUUUUCUGCUGUCAGCCCAAUCUGCAGUCAAAUUGGAGAUGGCAUGGACUUGAACUAGAUAACUCAAUAAGCUUAAUGCGCCUUUUUUCUAACUUUUUUUUCCUAGUUCAUUUAACUUUUACAUUAUGGUGAACUAUGUGAGAAUCUUAAUUGCGGAACCCUGUGCGCCCCUUAUGUGUGGCAGAAGAAUUGUUAUUUCUAAAUUUAGUGGUUAUGUAGAAAACUAUAAGACUUCAUCUACUUUGGUGCUCCUAUGUUGUCAAUUUGUCGUAUUCCAUGUUUGCUCCAAAUUUAAUUAGCUAUAAUAUGAUUAGUAUCUCUCUGAUAUCUGGUGUAUCUUGUUGCAGCUUUUGCUAUGAUCCAGACUUUUCUUUUUAUCUCUUGCCUACUUGGUUGGGAAUGUCUCAGAAAUCUUUGUUUGUAACGAUUGUUAUAAUGCUAUUGCUUGCAGCUUGUAGACACUUCCUUCUGUUUUUAGUUGUAAGUUGUAACUGGACUGAGCAGUUUCCAUUUCUUGAUCCCUGCUUCCCUCCCUGCCCCAACCCCAAACCAAAAAUUAAAAGCAAAGAAUUGGGGAACAAAGGGAGAAGGAGCAACAUAGAUACAUCCGACUUCCAUUAUAAUUUGUUGUUUGUGGAUUUGACAUGUGUGCUCUUUUUUGGUGUUAUUUUGCAGGUUACAAACUUUUUCUAGUCAGGGAGUUAUAAUCUGCUUAUGUGUACUACAUGAUUUCUUGAGUAUAAUUUCUAUACAAGGAAGUUACUAAUAAAUUUUCCUUCAUUGCCUUUCCAGGAAUGCAGAAAUAUGGCUAUAUGUGGGGUUUCAUGAAGGUGUCUUAAAUCAACUGGACGAUCUGCAAGUGUCAGCUGAUGGGCUAUUAAAUCUCUGCUUUGAGAAUUGAAUCAACAAGAUGAAUUUUUUGGAAGACAUCUUGUGGUAUUCAUAUCUGUCCUGGUAUAGGUCUUGAGAGGAUCUAUGCUUCUCAUCUAUUGAAUAUCAUGACAUAAUUCUCCAGUGCUUCCGGAAGUUGAUUGCUGAUUUCAGAUAAGGUUACAGUAUCAGCCUUUGUUUUUUAUUUGGCUCAUCACUUCCCAUCCAUUUGAGAUUCAUGUACUCUUGCCCUACUACCAACCAGUAGUUUGAAUGCUGCAAGAGUUGCUUCUUUGCAGCUUCGAAUCCCUAAUCCCUGCAGUUUUUUCUUGUAGGCAGUUGUAUUCUCUGAAGGCACGAUGAACAAGUAGUUGACAUGCUUCAAUUUGCAAUCUUUUUCACAGAACUACUGUCUUUGAACUUCCUGAAGUCCUGUACAGCCAGUACAGGAAAGAGUUAUAUUCUCUGAAGGCUUGAAUAUGUUGGAUGAAGAGAGCAGUCCUUCAGUAUUUCUGAUAAGUUUUAGCAAGAUGUAUAAAAAGUUUAGUUUGUAAGAGAUGCCAAAGCUUUUUUUUUUUUUUUUUUCUUUUUCCGGGUGAGUUUAGGGUAUGAGCAUUGUGUAUUAAUAAUUGAUAUAAUGUAAUUAGUGAUAAUCGAAUCUUGUAUGACAUAAAGAAUUGUUUUCAAUACAGUUCUUGCCACCAGAAUUUCAGGCAGAUGAAAAAACUGUGGUAUGUUGCUA